AUGAAGGAGAUGGUGGGAGGCUGCUGUGUGUGUUCCGACGAGCGCGGCUGGGCGGAGAACCCGCUCGUCUACUGCGACGGCCACGGCUGCAAUGUGGCCGUGCACCAAGCUUGUUAUGGAAUUGUCCAGGUUCCCACUGGCCCCUGGUUCUGCCGGAAAUGUGAAUCCCAGGAAAGAGCCGCCCGGGUGAGGUGCGAGCUGUGUCCCCACAAGGAUGGAGCCCUGAAGCGCACGGACAAUGGGGGCUGGGCGCACGUGGUGUGUGCCCUGUACAUCCCCGAGGUGCAGUUUGCCAACGUGCUCACCAUGGAGCCCAUCGUGCUCCAGUACGUCCCCCACGACCGCUUCAACAAGACCUGCUACAUCUGCGAGGAGCAAGGGCGGGAGAGCAAGGCGGCCUCGGGGGCCUGCAUGGCCUGCAACCGGCACGGCUGCCGCCAGGCCUUCCACGUCACCUGUGCACAGAUGGCUGGGCUCCUGUGCGAGGAGGAGGUGCUGGAGGUCGACAAUGUCAAAUACUGCGGCUACUGCAAAUACCACUUCAACAAAAUGAAGACCUCGCGCCAUUCCGGGAGCAGCUCCUUCCUCCCGGGCAGGAGGAGCCGCUCGGCAUCCCCGGCCCAGGAGAAGCACCUGUCCCACCACGAGAGGCCAAAAAAGAGCCGCAAGGACAAGGAGAGGCCGAAGCAGAAGCACAAAAAGCGGCCGGAGUCCCCCAGCAGCCUCCCCCCAGCACCCGUGGCCGUGGCUGCCGAGAAGGGCUCCAGUGGCCACCACGAGGCCACCAAGGAGAGCUCAGAGGUGGCCAGGGCAGAGGCCAAGGGCAGGAAAUCCUCGAGCCACGGCAGCAGCCACAAGGGGAAGAAGACGGGAAGUGGGAAAAGCUCCGGAGGCUUCGGAUCUGCCCCAGCCGGGGGAACCUUCCAGACGGCCGGCUCCUCCUGUGGCCUGCCUGGCUCCCAGGACUUCGCACCCUUCCCCAAGCUGGAGCAGGAGGACGAGAAGUUCCGCAAGGCCGCCAGCUCCAGCUCCUCCUCGCACUGCUCACCGCUCUCCGAGGGCCCCAAGGCUGACGUCUUUGAGCAGAAGGUCAUCUUCUCCGGCUUCGGCUCCAUCAUGCGCUUCUCCACCUCGGCUGUGGGCCAGCCGCGAGCCCGCGACGCCUCCCCCGUGGACUACAAAGCCUCCAGCACCCUUGGUGGCCCCGCGGGUGGCACGGGUGGCACGGCUGGCGCCGCCGGGAGCGGCCACAAGCGGAUGCCGUCGCUGGGCGCCGAGGAGGGAGAGGUGCUCAAGGAGAAGAAGCACAAGGGCAGCAAGAAGAACAAGCACGGCCCCGGCAGGCCCAAGGCGGGCAAAGGCAAAGAGGUUUUGGGGGCCCAGCUGGCUGGGUCCACCUCCACUUCCUCCUCUCCCUUCUCCGGGGGAUCCCUUGUCAGCUCCAGCGUUGGGAAUUCUUCCCGGAGCUUCAGCCACCCCGGGAGUCUGCCCAGCCUCAGCAUGGAGUCGCCGCUGCUGGGCUCAGGGAUCUACACGAGCAACAAGGACCCGAUCCCGCUGGGCGCGGCGCUGCGGGCGGUGUGCAGCACGCCGCUGCCCUCGGGGCUGCUCCCGCACCAGGGCGGCGCCGCCCUGCCCCAGCUCAGCCGCUCGCCCUUCGCCAGCUCCCUCCCCGCCUCCUCCUCCUCCGCCGGAUCCACCACGCAGGUGUUUUCCCUGGCGGGUUCCACCUUCAGCCUCCCUUCCUCGCACAUUUUCGGGAGCCCUCUGACAUCCGGGCUGUCCCUGAACCCCCUCCUGAGCCAGCCGGAGAGCAGCCGGGCAGAGCCCGACCUGGAAGAUUGCGGCUUCGGCUGCCGAGGGACGUCCCCGCAGGAGAGCCUGUCCUCCAUGUCCCCCAUCAGCAGCCUGCCGACCCUCUUCGACCAGACCGUGUCGUGCAGCAGCAGCGGGCAGCUGGACAAUGUCCCACAGGCCACCCCCAACAUCGAGCAGCUCCUGGAGAAGCAGGGCAACGGCGAGGCCGGGGUGAACAUUGUGGAGAUGCUGAAGGCGCUGCACUCGCUGCAGAAGGAGAACCAGCGGCUGCAGGAGCAGAUCAUGACGCUGACGGCCAAGAAGGAGAGGCUGCAGCUGCUCAAUGUCCAGCUGUCCGUCCCCUUCCCCGUGGUCACCAGCAGCAACGGCCCAGGCAGCCAGGCCCAGUACAUCCUGCCUGCCAAUGUCUGCAGCGGUGACUCCCUGAGCAUCAGCAAGAGCCCCCCGUGCAAGAACAGCUUCGGCAUCGAGAACUCGCUGUCCACGUCCUCUGAGGACCCUCACUCGGGCUGUCCCAGCAGGAGCAGCUCCUCCCUGUCCUUCCACAGCACCCCCCCGCCCCUGCCCAUGCUGCAGCCCAGCCCCGCCUCGCUGCCCCUGCCCGGGGCGCAGCAGGUGAACGGCCUGGCCAGGGCGGCGGGCGGGGGGCUGGCCGGAGCCUCGGGGGGCAGCCACGGCCUCUCGGCGGUGCCCAUGGUGGACGGCCUGCUGGGCAGCCUGGCCGGAGCCCAGCAGAUGCCGCUCAACGGGAUCCUGGGGAGCCUGAACGGAGCGCAGCCCGCCCCGCCUCCGAGCGCGGCCCCGGCCCUGCAGCUCUCCACCAGCCUGAGCAGCGUGGCCAGCCUGAGCCCCCUGACGGAGCAGCAGCGGCACGUCCUGCAGCAGCACGAGCAGCAGCUGCAGCAGCUGCAGCAGCUCCUGACUUCCCAGCCGCUUAACCCGGAGCAGCAGGCACUGGUGUUCCAGAUGAUGCAGCAGAUCCAGCAGAAGCGGGAGCUGCAGCGGCUGCAGAUGUCGGGCUCGUCCCAGCUGUCCCUGCUGGCUGCCACCUCGGCCCCACUGCACCCCAGCCCCAGCGCGCUGCUGACCUCGGCCGCGCCCAGCGGGGGCUCCCUGCUGGCCUCCCUGUCCCCGCAGCAGCUGAACCCCGGCGGGGCCCUGCUGGCCCCCCAGGCCACCCCCCCGCUGGGCUCGGGGCCGGCCAUGGCCCCCAACCCCUUCCUGAGCCUGCAGCCCGACGGCAGCACCCCAAAAGGAACGCCCCUGGGUGACAAGGGCGCUCCCCUGGCGCAGGACAAGGGCUAG
Molecule: messenger RNA, 3123 nt
Organism: Agelaius phoeniceus (red-winged blackbird)
Lineage: Eukaryota; Metazoa; Chordata; Aves; Passeriformes; Icteridae
Gene: MLLT6
Product: MLLT6, PHD finger containing
Biological process (GO): regulation of transcription by RNA polymerase II
Cellular component (GO): nucleus
Molecular function (GO): histone binding; nucleosome binding
Source: RefSeq, a predicted model, not a curated record